This is a messenger RNA of Maudiozyma barnettii, 1005 nucleotides long. RefSeq names its product Om45p (gene OM45). Lineage: Eukaryota; Fungi; Ascomycota; Saccharomycetes; Saccharomycetales; Saccharomycetaceae. The transcript has a single exon. The coding region runs from base 1 to 1005 and encodes 334 amino acids. The record is from RefSeq and is a predicted model, not a curated record.
AUGACAGGUAACUGGUACGAUAACUUAUCUAACGGUAUCAAGGAUGAUACUACUGCUAUUUGGUCAGCUUUCACUGGAUCACACACUAAUCAGGAGUCAUCUGCGGGUGCUAGACGCGGGUCUGACGUCAUGUCAGUACUUUCAGAGACUAGCACCACUGACGACAGUGUCAAUGCUCCAAAGACGAUUUUCAAUCGUGGUUUCGGUGAUAUUGAAAGACAAAAAGCUGUUGCAAUUAAUGAAUAUGAUACUGUUCAUCGUAAAUAUACAGAUUUGAUGAACAAAAUUAAACAGAAUGCAGAAACAUCUGGUUUCAACGAUCAAGUGGAAAAGCUGGAGAAACAAUUGGCAGAAAAGAAAACUCAAUUGGAUCAAGCCUCUGAAAAAUUUAAUAGUUAUAAAGAUGCAAAUUUCAAUAGACUCACUGAUGCAAUCACCCCAAAUAAUGGUUUGAAGAAGAAUGUGGACCCAGAUAUUGUCGCUGGACAAAGUGUUUAUGGUUGGGGAGAAACUGCUCAACAAUUAGGACAAGAAGCAAUUGAGGAAAAUUUAAAUUUAACGAAUGAUAAGAACGAAAGUUCAUCUCAAGCUCAAAAAAGAUUGGAUGAAUUGAAAAAAUUGACUAAAAAUGGUUGGUUUACAUUUAAUGAUGAACAUGCCACUGAAGAGCAAAAGAUGGCAGAAAAUGCAGCAAAAGGAUUACGUGGUUGGGGUGAAUCUGCUCAAGAAUUCUCUCGUGAAGAAUUGCAAGAUUUGAAAGAACAAAUGGGUACAUUAAAACAAUCAAGUUCAGGUCAUUUAGAUGAAGCAAUUAAGAAAUUAAAUGAUGCAGAAUUGAAUUUAAAAGAAUCUCAAAGUUCUUGGUGGUCAAAGAAAAAUGAAGAUUCAAAUAUUCAUGAAAAUGCUGUGAAAAAUUAUGAAUUAGCUAAACAUGAAUAUGAUCAAGCUAUGAAAGAUUUUGGAACUUUUGAAAAUAAAGUGUCUAAUGGUAUUCAAACGAAGUAA